GCCCGCAGUUUUUGAGUUAUUUUGAUUUGAGUUGCCGUCGGCUUCGGUUGCGUUGCGGAUUCGCUUAAAAACAAAACCCCUAAAAAAAUAUAUUUUCCAGCGGGAAAAUUCUAAUUAAAAAUGCCAAGUGAAUGGCUCAAUAUAUAAGCGUGCGCGUGUGUGUGUGUGUGUGUGCAUUUAACGUUUAAUCUUUAAUGGUGCAACCUGUUUUUUGUAUUUUUUGGCAAUUGUUGAGCCUCUGAGAGAAGACGCAGGUGUACCCAUAACAAGUUCAAAUUUUAGACAAGUGCUUGUUAGUGUUAGUGUCUGUAUGUGUAUGUGUGAAAAACGCGUUUGCGGAAAAUGGAAAGUGUCCAGACACUGAUCGUCAUUGAAUGAAUGACCAUCAUAAUGAUGAUCGAUCUCUCCCACUCGUUGACUUGUUUUUUGCAAACAACUUGGAAAAAGCUCAAUGACAAAUGAAUUAUAGUGCAAAAAAAAAAGACGGAAAACGAAUAACUCGCCGCUAAACGAAAACAAAACCAAAAACUGAAGAAAAAGAAAUACAAUAUUUUUUUGUUGUAUAAACAAUUAAAGUUAAAUGCAAUAUGGAUGGACAACAAGCGGCAAAUUUUGUUAGUGUUUAAACUUUUAGUGAAACAAAAGUGAAUAAAUAAUGCCAAUAAUAACAGCAACAACAUCUGGUGGAGGAGGUGGAGCAGCAACAGCAGGAGGUGUGGGCCUUGGUUUGGUAGGAGGUGGAACUAGAGGUUUGUCUAUGGCCAAGACACCGACUCCAACUACUUCAAUUGCCAGUGAUUAUCUAAUGCAGCAGCAACAACAGUUUCACAGUCAUUUCUAUCAACAACAACAUCAGCAGCAGCAGCAGCAAUUGCCGCAACAACAACAACAGCAACAGUUGGCGCCAAUAAAUGCCGCUUCCCACCAGCAUCCACAUCCUGUUGGUGGUGGUGGUGGUGUUGCGAGUUCUGCGGCAGUUGCCACUUCAACCAGUUUUGCAACAUUUAACGGAAACACGAAUCUAAAUUCUAACCUUGCCAACGGAAGUAGCAAAAAAUUCAAUUCCAACAACGAUGUUAAUCAUCAUCAUCACGAUGUAGUAAAUGUGGAUGAUGAUGAUGACGACGAUGAUGAAAAUGUGGAUAAUAUUGUUGAUUCUGGUGCCGAUGUGGCCGGUAACGGUAUGGGCAAGUUAAUAUUAGCGCCACCACCGGCACCACCGCCAGCAAUCAAGAAAUCCCAGGAAGAUCUAGCCUCCCUCACUGGCACAACAUCCUCCCUCAAUAGUCAAAUGUCGGUGCAUAAUCAAUUUAUCAAUCCCAUAGUCAAUGGUGGUGGUGUUGGUCCUCCUCCAGCGAAUGGAGCACGGAAUGGGGGCCCACAAGGACAACAACAUCAUCCCAGUAGCAUAUUGAAAGGAAGCAAAGAGAAUCUCCUACAGCAUAGUUCCCCCUAUCUAUACAAUGGCGAAGGAAUUGGAGGCGAUGGCAGCCUGAGCAGUGAUUGUGGCGUUGGUGGUGGUGGUGGCAUGGCAGGACACGAGGAUAUAGCUGAUGGCUUGGGACCAUUGCCACCCAAAUGGGAGACAGCCUAUACAGAGCGUGGGGAAUUGUAUUUCAUAGAUCACAAUACAGGCACCUCGCAUUGGUUAGAUCCUCGUCUAUCGAAGUACCAGAAGAAAUCUCUAGAGGAUUGCUGUGAGGAUGAGUUACCAUAUGGUUGGGAGAAAAUUGAGGAUUCCAUGUAUGGAAUGUAUUUCAUCGAUCAUGUGAAUCGUCGGACACAAUAUGAGAAUCCUGUGCUGGAGGCUAAGCGUAGAGCAGCUGAGCAACGUCAGCAGCUGCAGCAGCAGCAACAACAACAACAGCAGCAGCUCCAGCAACAACAACAACAGCAACUUCAGCAGGAGCAGCAACAACGUUCCAAAACUCCCAUAAUGACAAACAUAGAGACACCAUCGGAUUUGCCUCCACCUGCCAAGUUACCCUACAAGUUCACACGUAAUCCUGCAGAGCUUCAAGGACAACGCAUCAACACAACGCUAAUGAAGUCCACACGUGGCCUAGGAUUCACCAUAGUGGGCAGUGAUGGCUUAGCUGGCGGCGAUGUGGAAGAGUUUCUACAAAUCAAGACAGUUGUACCCAAUGGACCCGCCUGGCUAGAUGGCCAACUUCAGACGGGCGACGUGCUAGUCUAUGUGAAUGAUACCUGUGUCCUGGGCUAUACCCAUCACGAUAUGGUGCAGAUAUUCCAAUCGAUUAUGCCCGGCGAGCAAGCAGCCCUCGAAGUUUGUCGUGGUUAUCCACUACCCUUUGAUCCCAACGAUCCCAACACGGAAGUGGUCACCACAAUGGCCGUGGAUAGUAGCUCGGCGGGAGUCGAGAAGCAACGUCGCCUCAAUAUGGAUGGCAAUUAUAAUUUUCUCGAUCUCUCCGGCGAGGCGGCAGCAGGUGGUAGUGGCUUUAUUCUAAUGAAAAAACCAGAACUCUAUACUUUCUCCAUAAUGAAGGGUUCAAUGGGUUUUGGUUUCACCAUAGCCGAUUCCGCUUGUGGACAGAUUGUUAAGAAAAUUUUAGAUCGCAAUUGUUGCACUCAAUUGGUUGAGGGCGAUGUCAUUUUAGAGAUCAAUGGCAUUAAUGUGCGAAAUAAACCACAUUUCUAUGUGGUUGAAUUGCUUAAAGAAUGUAGUCAAACCACGCCCACUAGCUUGAAGAUCCAACGUACGCCUCCCGAGCCAGAGACGAGUGCGGCAACAUUGGGCAACGUGGCCAAAUUGCGUAAGAAUUUUGUGGGAAACUCUGGACUAUUUCGUAGUAAAACGCCCACAGCUGAUCUAUAUAGUACACAGGUCAAAGAGGUAUUGCCCAUGCGCCCAAAGACGCCUCUAGUGGACACUAGAAGGGCCCGGGUACAAACUCCCAGCAAUGAAUUGGAAUUGGCGGAUACCAAGCAGCAGCAGCAAUCGAAAUCGAAUAAUAGUUUGCAUGGCUUGGAUGAUAUACCGCCCUUUAUGGAUCCCUAUCCCAAAAUGGUUAGUCGACUGAGUGAACGUCUCGCGGAGGCUUCUCUGGAUAAUGGGGGAGGAGGAGCGAAUGGUGGCGGGGGUAUUUAUGGUCUACCACCCAGCAUGCAACCUUUGCCAUUGCCUUUGGCCCAUCAUGAGUCUUGUUAUUGCUACGAUUGCCAGGCUCAGCGUUAUCGUCCUGGUGGCGGAUACUAUGUCCAACCGCAGGGUCAAUAUUCACCCUUGCAGGCGGCUGCCCACAUACAGAACGAACGCAUGCAGCGACGGGUCAAUGAACUGUUAAGUGAUCGUCGGCGUGUGGGAUUUGCCAAUCUAGAUCCACCACAGCAGCAGCUGCAACAGCAGCAACACUCACCCAAUUGGCGUAAUGGAGGGCUACUCGAUGCCUCCGAAGAUGCCGAUCAGUGUGAGUUGACUGAGGUCACACUGGACCGUCAGGCUCUGGGUUUUGGCUUUCGCAUUGUCGGCGGCACUGAAGAGGGCUCCCAGGUCACAGUAGGACACAUUGUUCCGGGUGGAGCAGCAGAUCAAGAUCAACGUAUAGCCACAGGAGAUGAAAUUCUAAGCAUAGAUGGCAUCAAUGUGUUGAACUCUUCACAUCACAAGGUUGUCUCUUUGGUGGGUGAAUCGGCUUUGCGGGGUCAGGUAACUAUGAUCUUGCGACGACGACGUAUUCCCCUAGCUCCACCUCCACCAUUGGCGGCUCAAAUGCGUCGUUAUCCCUACGAUGUUAUUGUGAGUCGUCAUGAGAAUGAGGGCUUUGGUUUUGUCAUCAUAUCAUCUUCAAAUCAUUACUAUGGUUCCACUAUAGGCAAACUAAUACCCUCCAGUCCGGCAGAUCGUUGCGGUGAACUAAAAGUGGGUGAUCGCAUAAUUGCAGUCAAUCGCAUCGAUAUUGCUGGCAUGUCACACGGCGAUGUUGUGAAUCUCAUCAAGGAAUCUGGAUUGCAUGUACGUCUUACCAUUGGUGUGCCCCUCAAAGAAGGUGGGCCCAGUCCUAGUCCUGGUGGUAGUAGUGCAGGAUUGGGCACACCCUUGGGUCAGGCAUCUCCAAGUAUGCUCAAGACUCCGUCGACACAUCAUUUGCAGCAGCAACAAUUGGAAAUGCCUUUGGCCAUGCCAAUCUCUGGUCAUGGCAACUAUUUGGAACGUUCUAGUAAUAAUAUAUCUGCCACUCUGGCCUUGCAUCAGCAACAGCCGCAAUUAUGACUCUGAGAUCUGCGCAUUAGGCUCUACAAGAGCUUUCUCUAGUAGUAGAAGAAAAAUACAUAGCAUAAAUUUAUAAGUUAGGUAAAUCUUGCUUGCCUAGUUUUUAAUUGUAAUCUUCUAAGUUACCCCAAAGACUGAAUUUUGUAAGUUUCCUACAAAUAAACCCAUUUUAAUGUACGAAUCUCUUCCCCCCGAAACGAGAUUUUUAUCAUAUCAGUACCAGUUUUUACCUUUGCCUUUUAAGCAGUUUUUUUUUCUUGUAAUUGUACAAAUGUAAAGGACUUCAAUAUUAUUAUUUUGCGUUAAUAGCAUGUUAUGAAUCUAUAUUAGCUAUAAGGAAAUUAAAUCAUUUACAUAAUAAA
Drosophila willistoni is the source of this 4596-nucleotide messenger RNA. RefSeq names its product membrane-associated guanylate kinase, WW and PDZ domain-containing protein 1 (gene Magi). NCBI's taxonomy places the organism in Eukaryota, Metazoa, Arthropoda, Insecta, Diptera, Drosophilidae. Gene Ontology annotation, molecular function: protein binding. Gene Ontology annotation, cellular component: cytoplasm. Gene Ontology annotation, biological process: hippo signaling. The transcript is spliced from 6 exons. The coding region runs from base 656 to 4234 and encodes 1192 amino acids. The record is from RefSeq and is a predicted model, not a curated record.